This is a messenger RNA of Symbiodinium sp. CCMP2592, 333 nucleotides long. Lineage: Eukaryota; Dinophyceae; Suessiales; Symbiodiniaceae. The record is from the annotation of a GenBank genome assembly.
AUGUCAGCUGGCAAGACGGUUGCCACGUACAAGAUUCUUCUCCAGAACUAUUCCAUCGUCGACAUCCAGGACGUAUCCCCGGGAUCGGGAGCCCUGGGAAGUGCCGCCCUCGCCCUCGGCAUCCCAAUCACGUCUUUCGUCUUCGAUGACACACACCUGGUCUGGUUGCAGAAUGUCGCAGAUUUGCAGUGUGCUCGCUUGAUUUGUGACAAAAAUCAGAACCUGUACCAGCAGACGUUGGCAGAAGCUCUUCAGAACUGGUUCGGGGACGACCUCGCUCUCGACCGUCCUGUUAAGAAGAAAGGCGAGGAAGAAGGCGAGGAGAACAAGUGA